Molecule: messenger RNA, 1333 nt
Organism: Homo sapiens (human)
Lineage: Eukaryota; Metazoa; Chordata; Mammalia; Primates; Hominidae
Gene: GARRE1
Product: granule associated Rac and RHOG effector 1
Cellular component (GO): P-body
Source: RefSeq, marked validated
GUAACUUCCGGUGUACACAGCCGGUCCAAGGCGGUGCGCUGGGGGCCGGGGCGCGUCGCAGGAAAGGACUUAGAAGCCUUACAAAUACAUCUGUGCAUUCUUGCUUCAGACUUUACAACUGAGGGCCAGCCCAGUCUGGAAGCAUCUCUUAUUAAUGUUACAAGGAAACCGCUACCUCAGCAAACAAAAGGAAUGGAGGAGGAGACUUACAACAAACGCCAUUUAAAAAAAAAAGAAAAACUUGUUUUCAGGAAACAUUAGAGGAAAUUUGGAGAAUUUCAGCAUUGCAUAGAAGCAGCCUUACAGGUAAACGGAUUUGACGGGCAGGCUCUGUCAAAAUUCUGCAGAAGUUUGAUCUUCCUUCUUAAGGACUUUGUGUGAAGUAAUUCUUUACUGCUUUUAAAUUGCUGUUGAUCAGCUUCUGGGUUUUUGGGUUCUAACUUUUUUGGGUAUAUUGAAGACACAGUGUAUUACAUUAUAUUACAUUUUUAAACGUUAAGUUAUUUUUCUGCCAUUGUAAAUACAAGUAUCAAAAUAUUCUUGCAAAGAAGUAAACAUUUUUCUCAGCAAGCAUAUCCUUUUAGUAAGAGAGUGGAAUGCUAAACAGUUCUUAUCCAGCAUUUUGGACAUCUUUUAUUUUUUGUCAGAGAUCCUGUCUACACUGAAAAUAUUAAUUAUAUAAACCUGUUGUCUCUCACCUCUACAUUGGAUCACAUGGUCACCUGCCUCAUGGAAAUGCCUUUUUUAAAACUUCGAUUUGCAGAACUCCACUAUUUUUAUACCUAGCUACAGUUUUGAGAAAGAAGAAUCAGAACCCUGACCCACUUACGGUUGCUGGGACAAUUCCCCCUCCCGCAUGUAUUGCUGCAGUGCCCAGGACAGUAAAAUGGACUACAAGCGGCGCUUCCUGCUUGGCGGGUCCAAGCAGAAGGUGCAGCAGCACCAGCAAUACCCGAUGCCUGAGCUGGGCCGAGCACUGAGUGCUCCCCUGGCAUCCACGGCCACCACUGCCCCCCUGGGCAGUCUGACCGCUGCAGGCAGCUGCCACCAUGCCAUGCCCCACACUACUCCUAUCGCCGACAUCCAGCAGGGCAUCUCCAAGUAUCUGGAUGCCCUGAACGUCUUCUGCCGUGCCAGUACUUUCCUCACAGAUCUCUUCAGCACUGUGUUCAGGAACUCUCACUACUCAAAGGCAGCCACACAGCUCAAAGAUGUGCAGGAGCAUGUCAUGGAAGCAGCCAGUCGGCUGACCUCGGCCAUAAAGCCUGAGAUCGCCAAGAUGCUAAUGGAACUUAGUGCUGGGGCUGCAAAUUUUACGGAUCAGAAGGAAUUC